Molecule: messenger RNA, 917 nt
Organism: Puntigrus tetrazona (Sumatra barb)
Lineage: Eukaryota; Metazoa; Chordata; Actinopteri; Cypriniformes; Cyprinidae
Gene: ponzr6
Product: plac8 onzin related protein 6
Exons: 4
Coding region: 146-625 (159 amino acids)
Source: RefSeq, a predicted model, not a curated record
CUCAUAAUGGUGCUCCACCUAGAACUUUGGUUCUUCUUUCAUUUCCUCCCCCUCUUGAACAACAGUGCAUCACACACGACUCCACACCCUCAGAAGAGCAGGCUUCGGGCAAGUACACUGCUUUACAAACUCGUGUCAGUUGAGGAUGGCACAUUCAACUGUAAGCGUCCAGCCAGCCGUGGUGUUGAGCUCUAACAUGGCCACCCAGUGGAGCAGCGGAGUGUGUGACUGCUGUGAGGACAUGGGCAUCUGUUGCUGUGGUUUAUGGUGCCCCUUCUGCCUCAUGUGUAAGACCAGUGAGGAAUUUGGAGAGUGUCUCUGUCUCCCCCUGCUGGAGAUGUGCUUUGGCGGCUUGUUGCAUCCUAUUACACUCUCCAUGAGGAGCAGCAUGAGAGAGAGAUUUCACAUUAAGGGCUCGAUACAGGAUGACUGCUGUACGGUGUUCUGCUGCCAUGUGUGUGUCUGGUGUCAGAUGGCGAGAGAGCUGAAGGCUCGACGUCAGUCCCACGUGAUCAUCAACACUGCCAUUAACACGGUUCACCAUCAGCCCCAAGCUUACAACCAGCCAACUCAAGCCAUCAAUACGUCCUACCAGCCUCUCCAACAAGUCAAUCCUGCCUACUGAUGACCUUGGUGCAUAAGAAGAGCACACCUGCCUGCAUUUAACCUCAAGCUUCCCGAAGAGCGAAUUCUGCUGUUUUUUUUAAACUACAUAGUAUAAUCGCUCCAGAUGUCAUUUCAAUAUUUAUAUCUAGCCUACCUGUUUAAAGAUGCCAAUAUUUUUACUAAUCAAAUUUUAUAAAUUCUAUAGCACUUUUCUCUACAGACAAAUUGCCAAAUGAACAUACGUAAAGCAUACAUAGAAAGCAAAGAUUGGGUGUACACAUGUUUAAGUAAAUGAAUGAUAUAUAUCCUCA